Messenger RNA from Dothidotthia symphoricarpi CBS 119687, 2334 nucleotides. RefSeq lists its product as uncharacterized. The record is from RefSeq and is a predicted model, not a curated record. The coding region runs from base 245 to 2035 and encodes 596 amino acids. The transcript is spliced from 2 exons. NCBI's taxonomy places the organism in Eukaryota, Fungi, Ascomycota, Dothideomycetes, Pleosporales, Dothidotthiaceae.
AUCUCCCUUGCAUUGCUACAGGCUCUCAUCUUCUCGUCACCCACCCUUUUCUGCUGUGACACGGUAGUCCCAGUCCCAGCCACAGCCAGCCUCACCAGGUGGAGCUUCUUCCUACUCAACACAAUCAUCCACGCGCGACCCGCGCCCUGUCUGGCUGCAACUGUGCAACGUUGUUAGCUGCUAUAUCACGCGUUUCUCGCCCAAACAUAUUCCAACAACCUUCACCCAUCUCUACGCUUCCCAAAUGUCUGCCCUAAAGCAGAAGUUCUCCCUCAACAUGGGGCCGACGAAGACGUCUUCGUCGAAACCAGAGUCGACUCCAAAGGAAACACCACAGCCAUCGGCACACUCCCGACAUGACUCUAAAGACAAUGUGUGCGACUUCUCGCCGUUCAUCAACCGUCGGGCACUCACUCUCCAGACGGAGAGGGAGCUGCGCGCAGCAUGUGUCCUCGUCCUGCGGAACAACAAGCCCUCGGACCACGGCAUGGAAGACACGGAUCCCAAGCUGGACUUUAGUGCUCUUUCCCGGCGUGCGGCAGACCGCAGGGCCAUAGCGCCUGAGGUUCAGGUCAAAAAGCCAAGUGGAGCGCCAGCGGACAUGAAAGACGCCUACGUAAAGGCCAGAGCAAACACGGCGUGGGAAAUGGCCGCGAAGACUCAGCCCGCCGCAGCUGCACCUGUACCUGCACCUGUACCUGCACGUGCUAACACCGGCCGGCGGAGAGCCGACUCUGCUAAGACCAAGGCGAACUUUGUCUGGCUGGACGACAGAGAUGACAAGCGAACGGCGAAAGCAAAGCAGGCCGCCGCGCUCAAGCUCGCCACGGCGCAAACUCAAGUGGACGCGGAUGCCAUGGCCACACGACGCAGCAACUCCUUCACAUACACAUCAACAGCGCCUACGUCAGCAGCGCCUACGUCAGCAGCGCCUACGUCAACAGCUCCGACAUCCGGAAGCUCCAAUCGGAGAUCUCGUCAGCUCGACAACCCUGCAGCUAUUGCAGAUGCACAAGCGUCUGAGUGGAUGCGCCAAGAGCUAGAUAAGAGCAAACAGCACCAAGCGUCGCAGCGCCCCUCAACUGCCAAUCCUACUCGCACACCUAGCCGUGCGCGCAGUAUCAAGGACAAUGUCAAGCGAAGUCUGAGUCGUGCUACCUCUCAUAGGUCGUUGCGCAAGGCAAGCACCGAAAUCGAGCAAGAUUCACAAGAAGAGAAACGCCCCGGCUCCUCCAAUGCGUGGCGAAGCUGGGGCUUACCGCGCAGGUCAACCUCACGAAGCAACAGUAGACCGGGCACAUCUAGGGAGAACGCAAAUGAGGAAUCGCAGAGAGGUAGACCGGAGGUGGACCUGAACCGAGAAUUGCCACGCCUGCCAGGUCUCGACACUUGGAAGGAGCCAGAGGUACCACAGGAAGAAGUGCCGCAGAUGCCGACAUCACCUACGCAUAUCGCAAGCUUGAUGCGCUCGCACGAUGAACAACAGGAGGUCACCUCGCCUGUCUCUCACAAGUACACGAGAGAAAGAUUCGACUCGUCGAUGAUGCCGGAUGCGGACGUCCAACCCGAGAUCCCCGUCGAGGUUCGUCCAGACACUUCGUACAGCGGAGACACCAUCCAAGCCCGCCGUCUUCCAAAGAAGAACACCACUACUGCCAGCCCGGGACACUUGAACCUCAUGAUGGGUGAAUGGGCAACACCUCCCACUAUCACUAAACUCGACAAGUCCAACAAAGCCAGUCCCAGUGGCCACGCCCGUCAAAUCAGCAUGGACAGCGUUUCGUCCCCAAGUACCAACGCAAGCUCCCAAUCAGCACGUUCCUCGCGCAACUCGCGCAACAUGGGCAUGGACGCGCCACAGCCGAAGCCCGCCCCGAAAGAAGAGCAGAAAUCCCGACUCAGGCGAGCGCUGAGCGGGUGGAUGCUGAAGAAAGAACGUAAAGAUAGUCGUGUGCACAAGCCUGAAGGACAAGGUGCCAGGGAGGGUUUCGUGGCUCAGGAGAGUGAUGCGAUGACUCCCGAGGUGAAGCAUUAGUGCACAUCACUCGAUCGUGCUAUUUCUUUUUUUCCUUGUAUCAGACAAGUGGUAUCGCAUUGGGCGUGCCGGUUGCUUCUUCUUUGCUGUUGACUGACCAAAGUCCAUUGUAUGAUGCAGGAUCCAUCAUGACACGGAUUAGAUCAUGAUAUAUGCCCACAACUUGAACCAUGGAUUGGUUCUGUUCUUCUCCCAUCUCAACGAUGGUUUCUCAAGUAUACCCACUUUCAUUUUUCUGUGUAUUCUUCUCGUAGACACAGAUGAACUUUUUUAGCUUUAGUAAUUUGACUUUUAUGAUC